UUACAGAAGCUUCAUUUAAAAACUCUUCUCUCUUCGUGUUUCUCCGUCACUCGUUUUAUUUUCUGCGCAGCUUCGACUCUUUUCUGUGUCUUUGUAAUAACUAACUCGCUCGCACCGGAUGUGACGUUUGUUUGCCGCCGCUUUUAACUUGAAACUUUCAUGACAGGUUAGCUUGUUGAGGCUAACCGGCUAAUUUACCAGUUGACAUGACACACUAGGGGGAGAGAGGGACCGGGGGGCGGUGCACCGACUCCGGUCAGAGAGUCUGACCGUUCACCGGUGCUGCGGGACCCGCUCGGACCCGCUCGGACCCGGUGUGGGAGAACCAGACACCUGGAGCAUCAUUUAAAUAUUGAUGAAGUUCAUUGUCGAGCAAAAGCUCCAACCGGAUCCGGUGACAGGAGUUAACUGACUGUCCGUCAGGGUUUCGGGAGGCGGUUGCCAUGGAGCCAGCCUGGCGACAGCAGGGCCGGGGCCGAGGCCGCGGAGGCCAGGAGGGUCAGGGCGAAAGGUCACGACCUCAGCAGAAAGAGAAGGAGAAGCCUGGAGGAGCCGCCGCAGGCGUGUGGGGGGCGGGACGGGGAGGGAGGACGGUGAAGACGGCGCCCGAGCCUCUGCGCGCCGUGUCGGUCCAGUCCAAGUUUGAGGAGAUCAGAAAGUCCAACCAGGCCGCCGCUCAGCGAUUGGCAGAGAGCCGCGUCAGCUCCUCCUCCUCCGAUGACGAUGAUGAUGAGGUGGAAGGAGAUGUCGACCGUAAGGACGGGAAGAGGGGGAAGAUCCUGGCGUCGACAUUCACCACCUACACUGAUCAGACAGGUGGCGACGACUCGGGGCUGCUCAGGACCGGUCAGUACGUCAGCGACCUGUUCCAGUCCGGAGCGCUGACCUGCCUCAUUUGCAUCGCCUCCGUCAAGAGGACGCAGGCGGUGUGGAGCUGCUCCAGCUGCUUCUCCCUCUUCCACCUGCCCUGUAUUCAGAAGUGGGCCAGAGACUCCGCCUUCCUCGUCUCCUCCGUCACCGAUGACGACUUUGGUCAGAAGCAGCAUCCGUGGCCCUGUCCGAAGUGUCGAGCUGAAUAUCCACCCAGCGCCACGCCCAACAGGUACACGUGUUACUGCGGGAAGCUGCAGGAUCCUCCAGCUGACCCCUGGUUGGUUCCUCACUCAUGUGGCUCCAUCUGUCAGAAGGAGCUCAAACCCAGCUGUGGCCACACCUGUCUGCUGCUCUGUCACCCAGGUCCCUGCCCUCCGUGUCCAAAGAUGGUGGCAGUUUCUUGCAUGUGCCACAAAGCGAAGCCCCUCCCCCGUCGCUGUAGCAACAAGGCCUGGUCGUGUCAGCAGCAGUGCAACAAGUUGUUACCCUGCAAACAACACACGUGUUCACAGACCUGCCACACAGAGUGUUCUCCAUGUCCCAGAGUCAGUGUUCAGUCGUGUGUGUGCAGUCGAGAGAAGACCGAGAGGCCAUGUGCCAGUCCUCAGUGGAACUGUCAGCAGGUGUGUGGUUCUGUCCUCUCCUGUGGGAAUCACACCUGUGAGGUCGUGUGUCACAAGGGAGUGUGUCCUCCAUGUCCCCGGUCCGUUGGCAGAUCCUGCCCCUGCGGCAAGACCAAGUCGUCUCUGCCUUGCACGGAGGAAGUUUCGCUGUGCGGCGACACGUGCGACCGCCGGCUGUCAUGUGGGAAACACACCUGUUCGAUGAGGUGUCACCGGGGGAGCUGCGAGACCUGCAGACAGGAGGUGGAGAAGGAGUGCCGCUGUGGUAAAUACAGGAGGUUGAUGCCGUGUCACAAGGAAUAUCUGUGUGAUUCCAAGUGUCCGAAGACCAGGAGCUGCCAGAGGCACCAGUGCAGGAGGAAGUGUUGCCCGGGUAACUGCCCCGCCUGCGACCAGAGCUGCGGUCGAACCCUGGGCUGUCGAAACCACAAGUGUCCCUCCGUAUGUCACCAAGGGAGCUGCUACCCGUGUCCAGAGACGGUGGACAUCACAUGCACGUGUGCUUCAACUGUCCUGGUUGUCCCGUGUGGUCGAGAGCGGAGCACCAAGCCACCUCGCUGCAAAGAGCCCUGCAGGUGUCCGUCGUCCUGCCACCACCUGACCAGGGAGGGUCACCGGUGCCACCCGGGCCCCUGCCCCCCCUGCAGGCAGCCCUGCCUGCUGCCCCUGCCCCGCUGCAGACACACCUGUCCGCUGCCCUGCCACGACCUGGUGCUGGUUAAGUCCCAGCAGGUCCAGUUAGCGGGUCCCUGGGAGCAGCCGACUGAACCUGCGUUUGUGAAGAAAGCUCUGCCCUGUGCUCCGUGUCAAGUACCGAUACCAACGGCCUGUUUCGGGGAACACGAGGUGAGCCCGGUGCCGUGUCAUCGUCGGGGUCCGUUCUCUUGCAAACGACCUUGUGGACGACCUCUGAGCUGCGGCAACCACGACUGCAGUCGGGAGUGUCACGUGGUCACCGGCGGCAACAAGUGUGAGGUGUGUGAGGAGGUCUGCGCUAAGCCCCGCCCCCCCGGCUGUCCCCACCCCUGCUCCCUCCCCUGUCACCCAGGCGACUGUCCAACCUGCCGCCAAAUGAUCCGCCAACGCUGCCACUGCAAGAUCAGCCUGCUCUAUGUGGAGUGCACGAAGUUGACGUUGGCCGAUAAACAGACGAAGGUGGAGCUGGGCUCCUGCAACAACCAGUGUCCGAAAGAGCUGAACUGUGGUCAUCGCUGUAAGCAGGUGUGUCAUCCAGGUGUGUGUGAGGAGAAAUGUCAGCAGAAGGUGAAGCUGCGGUGUCCCUGCAAGAGGAUCAAGAAGGAGUUCCCAUGCUCUCUGUCAACUCAGAGUGAUGUUCAGUGUGACGCUGCCUGCAGAGACCAGCAGAAGAAAGUCAGCCAGCUGAAGGAGGCGGAGCAGAGAGCAGCUGAGGAAGAGGAGCAGAAGAAGCUUCAGGAGGAGCUGGAGGCGUUCGAGAAGCGUCAGCAGCGCGGAGGAGGCCGCCGGAGCAAGAAGCGCGGGAGGAGGGAGGAGGUGGAGGACGAGCGCGGGCGGGCGCGGCGCUGGUGGAGGAGGUGCUCCGCCCUCGUCCUCGUCCCGCUGGGCGGAGCUCUGCUGUCCGCCGCCUACUACUACCUCAUGACCACGACCUGAACCUGCAUGUCGACGGGUCAUGUGAGCACACGGCUGCCUGAC
Molecule: messenger RNA, 3170 nt
Organism: Scophthalmus maximus (turbot)
Lineage: Eukaryota; Metazoa; Chordata; Actinopteri; Pleuronectiformes; Scophthalmidae
Gene: nfxl1
Product: nuclear transcription factor, X-box binding-like 1
Exons: 25
Coding region: 444-3128 (894 amino acids)
Biological process (GO): regulation of DNA-templated transcription
Cellular component (GO): nucleus
Molecular function (GO): zinc ion binding; RNA polymerase II transcription regulatory region sequence-specific DNA binding; DNA-binding transcription factor activity, RNA polymerase II-specific
Source: RefSeq, a predicted model, not a curated record